Staurois parvus is the source of this 273-nucleotide messenger RNA. Lineage: Eukaryota; Metazoa; Chordata; Amphibia; Anura; Ranidae. The record is from the annotation of a GenBank genome assembly.
AGUGCUGCCCAUCAGUGCCACCUAACAGUGCCAGUUAGUGCCGCCUAACAGUACCAUCAGUGCCUCCUAACAGUGCCAGUCAGUGCCACCUAACAGUGCCAUAUAUGAGUGCUGCCUUUCAGUGCCCAUCAGUGAUGCCUGUCAAUGCCCGUCAGUGCCACCUACCAGUGCCUCCUCAUUAGUGCCCAUCAGUGCAGCCUAUCAGUGCCCAUCACUGCAGCCUCAUUAGCGCACAUCAGUGAAGGAGAACAAUCACUUAUUUACAAAAUUUUA